UAAAUUCUUGCCUUUCUCGUUCUACAAAGCUCGUGAGGAAAGAACAGUGGUGUUUUAUGUUUGUGAAAGGGAAGCGGAUUAAGCUGAAAUAGGUGAACGUGUUACGAGCACACUUAUAAAGUGUGUCUAGAAGGAGGUUGUUUAGGUAUAUGGACCGUGCGAUCUCUGCAUGGAAGUUUGUUCUGCAUUCACACAGCCUUUGAGUGGCAAAAGUACAUUACCCGAGUUGGAAGGCCGAAGACAAUCAGAUUAUAAUGCAUAUUAUCUUUAUACGAGACGUAACCCCACAUCGGCCCAGAAUCUCGUCAAUAAUAAUGUCAACAGCAUCACUUCAUCAAACUUCAAUGCCAGAAAUCCCAUUGUCGUCAUCGUCCACGGCUGGCUCGAUAACAUGGAUGCCAGCUUCAACGGAGCAGUCAGAGGUGCAUAUCUUCGGAAAACCGAUGUAAACCUCAUCAUGUGUGACUGGAGCGCAAUCGCCAUAGCUGUGUACGGCUCAGCGGUGACCGGUGUACCCAUCGUUGGUCGUAACCUUGGACAGUUCCUGAACUUUCUUCAUCGAUCCACUGGAGCACCCUUCAACAAGAUGCAUAUCGUUGGAUUCAGCUUAGGAUCUCACGUUGCUGGAAAUGCUGGAAGAGAAUUAGGCGGAAAGAUUGCACGUAUUACUGGAUUGGAUCCUGCUGGUCCACUAUGGCAUGGAAACUCAAAUCGCCUGAGACCAUCUGACGCAGUUUAUGUAGAAGCUAUUCACUCUGACGGCAGUGCUGUGGGCCUUGGCAUCGGUUUACCAGUUGGUGACGUGGACUUCUUUCCCAACGGAGGAGCCAGCCAACCCGGCUGCUUUGACCAUUUCUGUAACCACAACAGAGCUUGGCAACUAUUUGCUGCUACAUUGACUUACAACCAUCUUGUGGGCAGACAGUGCUCUAGCAUGAUGCAGGUCAACACAAAUAACUGUCGCGGAAAUGAGUUGCGAAUGGGCAAUCAUAUUUUGGACAAGAGGGGGUCCGGAUUAUAUCGAGUAAACACGGGCCGGGUGUAUCCAUUCUAAAGUUAAUUAUAUUUUGUUAAUUUUUCAUAAAUAAAGGUCUUGUUGUAUAAU
Molecule: messenger RNA, 1105 nt
Organism: Maniola jurtina (meadow brown)
Lineage: Eukaryota; Metazoa; Arthropoda; Insecta; Lepidoptera; Nymphalidae
Product: pancreatic triacylglycerol lipase-like
Exons: 6
Coding region: 170-1054 (294 amino acids)
Biological process (GO): lipid metabolic process
Molecular function (GO): lipase activity
Source: RefSeq, a predicted model, not a curated record